Molecule: messenger RNA, 8064 nt
Organism: Sphaerodactylus townsendi
Lineage: Eukaryota; Metazoa; Chordata; Lepidosauria; Squamata; Sphaerodactylidae
Gene: CEP170B
Product: centrosomal protein 170B
Exons: 23
Coding region: 268-5094 (1608 amino acids)
Molecular function (GO): protein binding
Source: RefSeq, a predicted model, not a curated record
GGCCGCCUCCUGACGUUGAAAACCUGCUGGGCGAGGGAGGUGCUGCUGCUGCUGCUUCUCUGGCGCCCCCCCCCCCCCUUUCCCGGGAGCCCGGCGGCUGCAGGAAGAAGCAGGAGCCCUUUGCAAACGCGGCGGGUCCAGGAAGCGGCAGGAGCCCUUUGCAAACGCGUGCAAUGCCCUAAGCGGCUCGGGGGGGGGGGGGGGCGUCCUCGCACCUGGAAGGGGGACAAGCAGGGAUGGUGAAAAGCUGAAGCACCAAACGGCAACAUGAGUGUGACGUCGUGGUUCUUGGUGAGCAGCACCGGCAUCCGGCACCGGCUGCCCCGGGAGAUGAUCUUUGUCGGCAGGGAAGAUUGCGAGCUGAUGCUCCAGUCUCGAAGUGUGGAUAAGCAGCAUGCGGUCAUCAAUUACGACAAGGAGAAAGAUGAGCAUUGGGUCAAAGAUCUGGGAAGCUUAAAUGGGACUUUUGUGAACGAUGUACGGAUCCCUGACCAGAAAUACAUCACACUGAAGCUGAACGACGUGAUCCGCUUCGGCUACGAUGCUAACAUGUAUGUAUUGGAACAAAUCCAGCACAACGUCCCAGAAGAAGCGUUAAAGCAUGAAAAAUACACCAGCCAACUUCAGAUGAGUUUUAAAGGAAUGGCCAUGAAACGGGCGGAGCAGCUCUUGGAACGCGGCAGAGAGGCCGAAUCGCCACAAGCCAAGCCGGAGAAAGGCGACAAGAAAGCAAUUACAGAGACGACAACAGGAUCAAUCAUGACCGCGACCCCCCUCACGCGGCCAGCCAUGUCGUUGGUGGGUGCAGAAAGAACUAAAGAAAUCGGCCCACAUGAAGAAGAAAUCAACGGUAACAUCACUGGUUACAGAGAUUCUCAAGGUGACUCCAUCUAUGCCUUCCGAAGAGAACCUAGUUAUUUUGAAAUCCCAACGAAAGAAUUCCAGCAGCCAAUGAAACCUCCAGAGGCCCAAGUCCACGAGAUUCCCACCAAGGACGUCGACACGGCAGUGCCGCCCGUGGUGCAAAGCCACGCCUCUUUCACCAUUGAAUUUGACGACUGCACUCCCGGCAAAAUCAAGAUCAAGGACCACAUCACCAAAUUUUCGCUCAGACAGAAAAGGAACCUUGCCAAGGAAGCUGCGCACGCCGAGAUGAUUUCGGCAGAGAACAAAGUGGCCGACUGGCUGGUGCAGAAUGACCCCUGCCUCAUAAGAAGGCAGGCGGCGGGGGAUGAUGUGUACAGCACCAAGAGCGACCUCCCAGUGCACGUGAGCACUCUGAAAGGUAACAGACACGAGGACGGAACACAGAGUGAUUCGGAAGACCCAGUCGCCCCCAAACCGGAGAAAGAGUCGGUUGUCCAAGAAAAUAUGACCGAGCAAGCCAAACUCCAGCGGCAAAUCCGGCGUGACCCUCAGGAAAUGCUCCACAACCAGCAGGCCUUUGUCAUUGAGUUCUUUGACGACGACACUCCUCGGAAAAAGAGGUCUCAGUCGUUCACCGCUAGUGGCCACUCCACCCAAAAUGAGGUGGAUCCCGCCCUGAAGGCCAAGGUUGAGAAACGCAAAAUCACUGCACCCGCUGAGAAACCCGGGAGUUCUGCGCCAUCAUCACUCCUGGCCCCUGUUGGAGCUAAAGGGCCGAGCAACUCUUUCAACACGCCAAGAGCCGGCUCCUUUAAGAGGGAGAAGACGGAAGAACGGAUCAGCUCUUCCUCAUCCUCCACCUCAAGGUCGUUGGUCAAAACUCACGGCAGCGCUGGGCGGAAGUCGAAAAUCACUCAGGAUUUUGCGGCCGAAUAUCUCAAAGAGAGCUCUCAGGCUGUGAAAGCUGUGGAGAAGCCGUCUCCCGUGCCCACGUCUCUUACCCCUCGGGUGGUGGUGGCCUCACCCCCAGAAGCAAUCUGUACGCCCGUGGUCGAUCCGAACUUGAUCAAAGCCAGGAAGCACGAAGAAGAGGAUAGCUUGAGCGAGACCGGCACCUACACCAUCGAGACUGAAUCGCAAGAUAAAGAAGUGGAAGAAGCUCGGAAAAUGAUCGAUCAGGUUUUUGGUGUUUUGGAGUCUCCUGAAUUCCCCAAAUCGUCUUCACCAGCCUUCAGGCCAGUUAUUGGUGAAAAAGAAGAACUGGUAUCCCAUCAAGUGACCGGGGAAAAUGGCUCGAACCCACGGGUGACUAUGAUGCAGGUUAUUGCUUCCAAAGUGGCGAGCGGACAUCACACAGAGAUGCAGAUUCCACCAGCGUCUCAAGGUGGUCAGAAAUGGGUGUCAAGAUGGGCGAGCCUGGCAGAUAGCUACACAGACUCAGGAUCCGCUGCAGGACUUGGAGAUGCCCAGCAGCCGGUGCCCGUCUCUCAGGCUGGCACUGAGAGGGAUUCCAGUCCUAAAAUGGGAGAAUCGGAGACCUCUGUGGCUUCACGGACGAGGCGCCUUCUUCCUCAACUCCCACCAGGUGACAACUCUGAAAUUCCAACUCCAUCCAUUUUAAUCUGCCCAGAAUCCUUUUCUGAUGUUCCCUCAAGAAAUGCUACAAAUGACCACAGGGCCGAGAUCUAUGUGGAUCCUUCCAGUCUGCUGCUCCUUCAAGAAGAUCUCGACCCCGACAGCCUUAGUGAUGCCAGCAAAUCUGAUGACGGUUUCGGCCUGGAGAAAGGAAGGAAAUGCCAAGACAAGCCGGAGCAAGUGAGGCCUGACCGCGGAAAAUCUCAGAAUCAUCCGCCUGCUGUGCCCAAGCUUUCGAGUCUGAGAGCUUCGAGUGAUCCGUUGUCCACUUCGUUUUACAUCGGGGAUGACGAGGAGGCGGGACUUCCUUCUAAGCUUCCCCCAAGCACCUUUCGUUCUCGAGCAGACAAAGAAGAGGCUGCUUUCCCAUCUGCCAAGCCAACUGUUAAAGGCAUCAACAACAGCUAUGUUAGCUCAAACGGAAAAAUGGUUGUUUCCAUACACUCGGGUCUCCUUCUUCAAGAACAAGAAGCCACCGCAAAAGAGACCACAUCUUUUGUCCGGCAGGAAAGUUUUACCAAAGAGAAGGCGAGCAGCAACGUUUCUCAAAACAGGCUACCCCAUAUCUCCAGCCACCCUCUGCUUAAAGAUCUGGACGUUGUACGAGCAAACCGCAUGGACUAUAAUCCAGACACUCACCUUCUUCUGAAAGACACUGAAACAGCUCUGGCCGCACUGGAAGCCAAAUUGAUCUGCCAAACCCAACAGCUUGAUGCUCCAGAAGGUGCCCCGGGGCAGUUGGAAGACUCCUUAUCUGGGGACUCUGACGUGGACACGGCAAGCACCGUGAGCUUGGUCAGUGGUAAGAACAUCCCCACCCAUCCACCAAAGUGUAAAGCUGGGACGCCCUCGCAAAAAGAGAAAUCCUCGUCCGUUCCAUCGAUACAAGAGCAGAACGUUCAACCGAGCGCACGCGAAAGGCUUUCGGAGAAACGCAGGACCGUCCCGCCAGAGUCUGGAAACAAAAAUGAAAACGCAAAACGCUUCCAAAUUAAACGUAGCACAGGGACUGGAGGGUCUCAGGAUUAUACCGAUGAUGAACGCAGUAACAACCUCCCGUAUUUGCCAGCAAUCGAAAACGUCUCCUCUGAUCAAGAACUGUCUGUCUCAAGGCCUCUGACCAGAAAGAAGCCUUUCUCGCAGCCCACCAAAGAAGAACAGAGCAAAGUCACUCCAACUGUGCAGAAGAUUCAACAAGUUCUCACAAGGUCAAAUAGUUUAUCUACCCCAAGACCCACCAGAGAAUACCGAAACUUCGGAACGCAAGCGAUUGGGAAGAUACCACCUCCACAAGAAGGGACAGCAGCAUCAUCCAAACCACCAGUUGAGCCCAAGAAGCUCUCGAGGCUUGACAUUCUCGCGAUGCCGAGGAAACGGGCAGGAUCUUUCAACGUCCCAAGUGAUUCGGAGAGCGCUGCACCGAGACCGACCUUCUCUGGCCGCAGUGCGGAGUCAUAUUAUGCCACCCGAAAGCCGCCUGUCUCGGAAGCCAGAAAUGCUGCUAGGAAGACGGCGGCGGCGCUAGCUGCGUCAAAGCAGCCUUUUACCCGAACGCGCCCCAGCAGUAUCAAAUACUCCUCGUCUUCCACUUCGAGGCGGCGGCAGCAGGGCUCAGAUUAUACCUCUACUUCCGAGGAGGAGUAUGGCUCAAACCACAGCUCUCCUAAACACAAACGCUCCCAUACUUCAACAGCCACCCAGACGCCCAGGCCGCGAGGUGCCGGGCUGACCAAACAGAAGCGCAGCAGCAGCCGAGAAACCGAAGAGGAAGAUUACGAUGAACGGGACCCCUACAACUUCAUCGCUCAGACGGCGGAGAUUGCGGAAAUAGCCAGAUUAAGCCAGACUUUGGUGAAGGACGUCGCAAUCCUCGCUCGAGAGAUUCAUGACGUUGCUGGAGACGGAGAUUCCCAGAGCUCCUCAGGGCCCAGCACGUCCCUCAGUUCUGUACCAAACUUGCGAGAAAACACCAUAAAGGCAAGAGAGCCACUGGUGCAGCACAUACCGGAAGCAAGUCUGAACUACCAGAAGGUGCCUCCUGGGUCAACGGGAUUCAAUGAUUUCGACCAAAAUAUGAACGAUAGCCGGGAAGAGGAUCUCACCAGAAGGACAAGGAUGAGGAACAGAGAUGAGGUAAUCUUCGAUAACCUGAUGCUCAACCCCGUAUCCCAGUUGUCACACACCAUCCGUGAAAACACAGAAAACCUGGCUGAGAAAAUGAAACUCCUGUUUCAGAAUACCGAGCGGACGUGGGAGGAGAUGGAGGCCAAAAUUAACUCUGAAAAUGAAGUGCCAAUCCUGAAGACCUCAAACAAGGAAAUCAGCUCAAUUCUGAAGGAACUAAGAAGAGUCCAGAAACAACUUGAAGUUAUAAACGCCAUCAUUGAUCCCAGCGGGAACUUGGAUAUGAUCGCCAAUAACAAAACCUCUUCUGCGGCGGCUAAAAUCAGGACUGCUAACAGCCUUUCCGGGAGCCCGCUGGAAGCGCUUUCCCCCAUCAAGAAGCGGAAUUACGCGCAGAAAUCAAACUUUGGCCCUUCUAGUCUGCAGGAUGCCAACUUUGUUCCGGAUGGGGAGAAAUAUGUGAUCUAAUGGAAUAUUUACUUCUGUCGGCAAUAUAACUUGUAUGUGACUUUAACCCAUUAGGCGUUGAAGCAUUUGUGUAUGUUAUGAGUGGUUGUGGAUAAGUCUGUAUGGAGAAGUUCUUUCGAUUGCUAACCCAUUGCACAAAAGAAAAGGAAGUAAGGUACAAUCUACGCUAUGAGGGGGUGUGUGGCAGGCCUAUGUAUAUGCCUUUUAAAAAGACUAGCACUGUGGAAGAGCACAUAUUCAGCACAUGGGCAGAUUCCGAUUUUUACUAGAAUGGUACCAAUGCGUAAUUCCUCCAACGUGCCAUAGCAAACCAGGCUUUGCGUGUUCAGUUCCGUACUGCCCGAGGCUUUGUGCCACCAAUUAUGUAACCUGUUGGUAAGCUUAUCAUAUUUUGGUUGGUAUAAGGGGCUCUGUUUUGACAGUUUUGCUUUGGGGAAGGGACGCGGGUGGCUGAGAAGUUGCUUUAUAAUUUUAACUUUCGACACAACGGCUUGUAUCUUACCACUUUGCUCAGCAAAGUGGGAAGGCUUUCUCCAGCAGAAGGAGACCACCCUAUGACGGAAGGUCUCCUUUUAUCAGCGGAAGUCUUCUGUGCUUGGGGGAAAGGGGUCGGACUUUGCUGAGGAGCCCGGCAGCCAGAGUGAGUACUCAUCGUUCCGCCCCAUUCAGCUUGCCUACCUUGUCAGUUGGUUGUUGCCACGCGGAAGAUUUCUUUUGGGAACCCAGGAACGGUUUUGUGCAAGCCCCCUUCAGGAAGAGAGGAGGCAAAGGUGCCAUUAGGGGGUCUGCAACCUACGACUCUCCAGAUGUUCAUGAACUACAAUUCCCAUCAGCCCCUGUCAGCAUGGCCUGAUGGGAAUUGUAGUUCAUGGACAUCUGGAGAGCCGCAGGUUGCAGACCCCGGAAGCAUUCCAGUUUUAAUCCUGCCUUUUUCACUCUGCCACCAGGAACGGGAAGUUUUAAAAAAUGCAGAUGAUGGGAAACAAGUCAUUAAUUCCUCUGCUCCUGUGACUGUAAUUCACUCUAGAGAUUCAAGAUGUAUAGAUCUAGAGCACAGGUGUCAAACUCGCGGCCCUCCAGAUGUUAUGGACUACAGUUCCCAUCAUAACCUGCCAGCAUGAUGCUGGCAGGGGAUGAUGGGAACUGUAGUCCAUAACAUCUGGAGGGCCGCAAGUUUGACACCUAUGAUCUAGAGGAGACAAUUCAAGGGCCGGGCCAGGAUUUCUCACAGCAAAGUUGCCAAAUUUUUUAUCCUGUCAUAGUAGCUGCUGUCUUAACAAAGCUUUAUGAGGCCAAAAGGUGGUCUCUCUCCCCCCCGUAAUUCCAUACGUGCUGCGGAUGGCUCCGUCAUGCAUGAAUAUGGGGACGUUGAGGAUGUAAACGCCUCCCAUCGCCGAUUCAUGCUUUGAAUUCUAUCAGUAUCCAUCAGCAGUUUCCCAUACUCUGAAGUUUGUAGAUGCUUUUUGCACACGAGGAAUCCUGCUGACAUUAUUCCAGGUGCAGAUAAGCCCUGUCAAACUGACAUACGGAUGACACAAUCCGAGAAUUUUCUCCUGCUGCCCAAUCCUCUUGGGUGCCCCAAGCAAACUACGACCGUCUUCCUCUCUCGGGACGACUGGCCCCUUUUCUGAUCUCGGGUCUCCAACAAAUGUCUUGUUUUGCCUCUUCCUGAAGCCAGCCAUAGGACUGGAAUAUUCCUGACUACGGUCACGGCAGUUUCUGUGAUAACUUUCAUGACUUCUGAUCCCCAGCUUAGAAUAAAGCUAUCUCCAUGGUGACCCAGCUAUCCCUUUAUGUUGCUCACGUAAAUGCAGAUGCUAGGAUUCUAUCUGCCAAUCUUGCAGCUGAUAUUUUCAUUUGAAAGGUUCAUAAGUUCGCCACCACGGGCCUAGAGCAGUCACCGUGUUGAUCUUAUUGAACUUAUGAGGUCCAACGCUUGGUCAGUUGCAGGGGAAUGGGACCUGGAGCUAUCGGAACCCUUGUGAGAUAUCAAGAUGCCCAGGCCAAACGGGUGGUGAUGUAUUUAUGCUCAUUCCGUUGCUCUCAAAGCUGUAGUUUAAGCCUCCUGCGAGUGCCAUCUUGCGGCUGUUGAAUCCAGGUACACACAUUCCGUUGGGCUUCUGAGAAAUUAAUAUAUAUCAGGUGGUUGGAUUUAAAACGCAGUAUUAUUAGUAUGAUUAUGUUUCAAGCACUGUAAUUCUGGGUAAUAACCAAAUAUAUGCUGUGAAAAGCACCAGCAUUUAAAAAUGGUUUUCCACUCCGGCUUGAGCAAAUUAUGAAAGCAAUUAAGCUGAGGCCCGAGAUGAGUCGCUUUUAAGCAUUCACAGCAUUUGCUUUGGUCUACCGGGUAGCCUGCAAAGGAAAGCCACUCAGCUUCUUGGUAAAAUUCUCAUUUUCCUAAAUAGUUACUGUAAAGAAGAAAAAUCUGUUACUUUAUUGCUGAAGGAGGCUGGAUUGGGUGGUCAUUGGCAGCCUUUAUGCUGGCAAUAUAAUUGUGUCAACUAAAACCGAAACUACACAUAAAACAGAACCGGCUUCACGCUCUCCUUUUUUAUUUCUGGGGAUUCCCAGGGCUUGAGUGUACAACCCUGAUUUGAUGUCUGAGUAUUACCACUGGUUUCUUGUCUGAUGAUGUAAAAUAGAAGGGAUAUGAGGAGAGGGUUGCAUUGUAAUAGAAGGAACAAGAAAAAAAAGAGGUUACGGGGCAGAGGGUCAGAAUAGAAAAAAUACUAGUCUGUGUUAGAUUUAAAAAAAAAUAACAGGCCUCAAAUUAGAAGGUAGAAGUAAAAUUGCCCUGGCAAAAUAACAAAGCACGUCGUCAUCCCAUGUCAUCACUGCCGAUAAAAAAUGGAUGUUAUCUGUUUGUUGUUUUUCCUUUCAACAUUUGCUUUUCUUAGGUACCGGCCAGUGGUGGGAUCCAAAAAUUUUAGUAACAGGUUCCCUUGGUGGUGGGAUUCAAACAGUGGCGUA